UGCACAACCAGCGACUCGGCUACUUCUCCGGCUGCCGACCCAGACGUGGCACCCCAGACGCUGGGACAGGCCGCCCGCAGACCACCCCCGCCACGCGCGGGCCGCGACGCCCCUCGCAAGGCCCGUUCACCAACCCGGGGACCCCCGAACGGCGCCUCCCGAAAGCCGAUGCCCACCCAGCAGCCCCCGCAGACUCGCCGCUCCCGGGGGGACCCUCAGAUCUGCCCACCUGGCCCUGGCCCCCCGCGACUGGUGCCUCGAGACCUCAAAACCAGCGCCCUUCGCCCUCUGUCCCAGCCCCAGCCUGGAACCCACAAAGCAAGGCCCAGGAGGAUUGUCUUUGAGGAUGAACUGCUCUCCCAGACCCUUGUGCGUGCCAAGAAGCCCCUUGGAGCCAUCCCCGAGGGGCAUAGACCUAGGCCACCUGCAGUGCCCGACUAUGAGCUGAAGUACCCACCUGUGAGCAGUCAGAGGGAACGGAGCCGCUAUGCUGCAGUGUUCCAGGACCAGUAUGGAGAGUUUUUGGAGCUCCAGCAGGAGGUGGGGUCUGCACAGGCCAAGCUCCAGCGGCUGGAGGCCCUGCUGCGGUCCUUGCCCCCACCCCGAAAUCAGAAAGAAGCCAACGUUGCUGCCCGCGUCUGGAGGGAGUUUGAGAGGAAGCAGAGGGACCCAGGUUUCCUGGACAAGCAGGCGCGUUGCCUCUACCUGAAGGGGAAACUGAAACAUCUCAAGAGCCAGAUCCAGAAGUUUGACGACGGAGGAGACAGUGAGGGCUCCGUAUACUUCUGAGCAUCCUGGUGGACAGACAGAUGCAUGGGCCUCCCCACUUCUCUCCCUGCACCCCUUCCUGUUUUGAGCUUGUUUCCCUGGCCUGGACUAGCUUUUCCUGAUGGCAAGUGCCUUAUCCUUUUGGGCUCAGCUCGGAUGGCCUCCUCCUCCAGGAAGCCUUCCCAGGGACUCCUAGAGUACCCUCAGCCCUGACCCCAUGGGGAUGUCAGAUCUCAGCCCUGGAAACAAAUCCUGUUCGUCCUCUCAGUGAAAUAAACAGGAAGUAAACACCUA
Molecule: messenger RNA, 1062 nt
Organism: Tupaia belangeri chinensis (Chinese tree shrew)
Lineage: Eukaryota; Metazoa; Chordata; Mammalia; Scandentia; Tupaiidae
Gene: OCEL1
Product: occludin/ELL domain containing 1
Exons: 6
Biological process (GO): bicellular tight junction assembly
Cellular component (GO): apical plasma membrane; cytoplasmic vesicle; bicellular tight junction
Source: RefSeq, a predicted model, not a curated record